GAAACUAAAAACUCUGCAAACAAAUGACUGAAGUCGAUGGUAUCAUGCCGGAGGCAACCACGCAACCCGUUUCCUCAACUCUCACCAUAACUGAGGAUCACUCAGCGCCUACAAGUUACACCGAAGGUAGUGCUUCGGCAAUCAUCCCCAACGACGGGCAGCAAUUAAAAGAUCAGCAGAAUGGUGUAAACAAAAUUAUUAAAAGUCGAGUUUCAGACGUCGACUGUCAUAACGAACAAAUGGACGUUGAUUGCGCCGACACCGAGGAAGAUGAUUCUCAAAUGACGGCCUCAUCCACUACAGAAAACGGACUUGGUGGUGGUGAAGACAGCAAGAUAACAGCUUGCGCGAAUGAUGGCCCUAAACAAUCCAGUAAUGAUACGAAAGCCGAUGCGUCCACCCCAGCAACUGUUCCCAUUAUUGCAACUGUGAAACAAAGUUCAACAACUAUAUCCAAUGACGAAUUACAAAACUCCAAUACAUGCACGGACAAAUCAGCUGGCGGCGAAAGUGACGCAGAUGUAGACGACACGCAGCGCUCGCGAAGCACUUUGGGAGAAGCAAGUGAUCCUAAAGACAACAGUAAUGCUCCGAGCGAAAACGUAGAAAGGCCAGCCACAGUUAGCAGCAACACCGAUAGCGUCAGUGAAGUAGAGGGCGCCGAUACCACCAGUCAGGAUGAGAAGGAAGUCAAGUGUCAGGAACUCCAAGCAAAUUCCACAAAAGGAGAGAAUGAUGACAGCAGGAGCGGUGAAUGUCAUGAAGCAAUGGAUAUUUCGGGGGAUCCACUUGCGAUCAGCAAUGAGAUAAAGUCGAAAUCUCAAAAGAAAGAAAACGGUAUUUCAAAGAGUGACGCUAGUGGCUUUGUUGAUCUAGGAGACGACUCGGACGAUGAAGUGAUAACAGUUCCUAAAGGGACUACCGCUGAUACAACACUGAACAUCUCUGAAAACAGUACCGCAACGCCGAAGGCUAGUUCAGUACGUAAAACGCGAUCGAUCUGUAGUGACUCGGAUGGUGCCGUAGUUAUUGCAUCGGAUUCAGAUACAGAAGCAAAUACAACGUCUACAAAACCGAAACCAUCUGAUGAAACACAAAUCAUAGAUGAUGAUGAAGAUGAUGAUUGUGUAGUAAUAGAAGACGACACACCGGCGCCAACGGUAAACGAUCUAAGUAAGCGCAAAAGUUUAGCCAUUGAUUCACCACAACACUCUGAUGAUUCACAGCCGCCAAGUAAGCGUCUGCGUAACGUGGGGUCGGGUACCAAUACCAAUCAAAUAUCGAUCAAAGAUGCAAGAUCACUCUUGGCUCAAGAUACAGCCGCCGCCACUGCAGCUGCUGUUGCCGCUGCUAAGAAAGUGGCUGAGAGUAAUGUAUAUCCUGUGAAUAUAACGCCAGCAGCUGGCGUUGUACUACCCAGCGGGCCACCAAAACUCAUACCCGUAAUACCAGUUGGCAUGCCAAUAGCGAGCUCCGCAAUCGCCAACACAUCAUUUUCAGGGCUCAAUGCCGCAAAUUUACUUCCAGGUCUCACUGACGAUAUGUUUGUUCUGGAGGCGCCUUCAUUUAUCGUUCCCUAUAUAUAUGAGAAACCGCCUGCAGACAAUCUCAAAAAUAUUGUUAAAAAUAUCGAAGACACAUAUAAAUUGACAAAAGAAGAUCUCGCCGAGGUCGAUAAAGAGGAUGAAUUUGACAUGAUCACAGAGCAAAAUAAGGAGGAUAAGGAAGAGAAAACUAGCAAAAAGAAGAAACGGAGACGUGGUGGUGACGAGCCUGAUGAAUCUUGGUCUGAGGAAUCGGAUGAAGAUGAUGACGAUGACGAUGAUGAUGAUUCGGAGUCCGGGCUGCGCACUAAAGUGUUAAUAAAGGAAGCCGGCGAUGAUUUUCCAGCACUGAAAGGCGCUAUUAAGCCAACAGCGGCACUUGUCCAAUCACCUAGUUCAUCAGCACAAAACGCCAGUGUGGCCUCCAAACUCGGGCAAGAUAAUUAUUUCGAAAGUCCAUUGGGUAAAUUUUUCAUGGACAUCGGUGUGGGCCAGGUGCAAGAGUUUGUUCAGUCCGAUUUGAUACGAUUGCAAAAACGUAAAAUGCGCAAAAGUCUUGGCAAAAACAUUACAGAAUUCGAACGUGCUAUAUCAGCACUAUCAGGCAACUUGGAGGCAUCUCGAAAGAAGAACACGCCAUUCAAAUUUACUAUGAAACGAUGUGAGUUUUGCAAUUUCAAGUCCGAGUCUGCACUUGCGAUGGCCAAUCACUACGAAACGCCACAUAUGAAUGGCCCCUUGUAUAAGUGUAACUUUUGUCCUUUCGAGAUUCGCAAUGCUACCGAAAUUGUUUAUCACAUGGAAGCGAUACAUAAUAUCAAAGCGCGUCUUAUCAAACCCUUGCCGUAUCAUCAGUGCCCGAACUGUGGCUUUGAAGACAACGGUAAAGCAAAAUUAGGCCGCCAUCAACCAGUUUGUGCGAAGAAAUUCCGGCCUGAAAUAAACUUGGCACCGCCUGCUGACUGGGAAGCUCCAGCGAAGAUACCACGAAUCAAGCCACGUCACGGACUUGUGGGCACUGCGACGGCAUAUCAGGCUAUGGCUGCUCAAGCUGCAGCACAAAAGGCAGCCCUUGCAUCUAUACAGCAACAGCAACAAGCAGCAGCACAAGCACGCAGCAUGCAAGCGGCUGCGAUGGCUGCCCAAAACGCAGCGAACAAAGCCCGCGGUCGCCCUACAACUAUCGCGUCACAAAAAGCUGGUUCUUUGUCAACUGGAGCAUUGCUUCGUGGGCCCGCACCUAUAAGAUCCCAAAUGGCUACUAAUGUGGUGCAACCCAAUAACUAUCAAGUACCAGGAGGGCAACUGUUGCAAGCAGCCAAUGCUUUUGCAAAAAAGACGCUUUCCGGUCAACCGAGUAUUUCAAUAACUCCACUACCUCGCCAAAACAAUGCACAGCCGGUUGUGUCAGCACCGUCGACAAGCAAAAUGCCCCCGGCUGGUAUGAAGCCUGGUCAAAAUCCAAUGGGUGCUGGUGGUGGUAAUAGCAAAGCACAGUUCGUCAUCUGUGAAAUAUGCGAUGGCUAUAUUAAGGAUCUUGAACAGCUACGCAACCACAUGCAAUGGAUGCACAAAGUGAAGAUACACCCAAAAAUGAUAUACAACCGACCGCCGUUGAAUUGUCAAAAAUGUCAAUUUCGAUUCUUUACCGACCAGGGUCUGGAACGGCACUUGUUGGGCUCUCAUGGUUUGGUCACAAGCUCGAUGCAGGAAGCCGCAAAUAAGGGAAAAGAUGCCGGCCGGUGUCCAGUUUGUGGCAGGAUGUAUCAAUGGAAGUUAUUGAAUCACGUGUCGCGCGAUCAUCAUAUGACAUUAAAACCUGCACAUUUGUCAUACAAAUGUACAGUGUGUACCGCCACUUUCGGUAUGUACAAACAAUUCGAGACACAUGUGUAUACGGCGCAUAGUACCGUCGCUAAGAAGGCUAUGGAUGGCAAGAAGAAUAGUGCAGCUGCUGCGGCGGCCGGUGGUAUGCCCAGCGGAAGUGGAAUGGGCAUUGGUGGUGGACUCAGUCAUCAGCAGCGUAGUAAUUUAAUGGCAGCGAAUGAUUCGCUAUUAAAACCGCUUAAAAUAAAUGAUGAGAUAACAAUUAUACCGCAGCCAGCGUCAAAGCCACGUAUUACGAACAUGGAAAGUCACAUCAUAGGUAGGAGACUAAAACAAUAAAAAAGAUAAUU
Rhagoletis zephyria (snowberry fruit fly) is the source of this 3721-nucleotide messenger RNA. RefSeq names its product MOG interacting and ectopic P-granules protein 1-like. Lineage: Eukaryota; Metazoa; Arthropoda; Insecta; Diptera; Tephritidae. Gene Ontology annotation, biological process: positive regulation of transcription by RNA polymerase II. Gene Ontology annotation, cellular component: nucleus. The record is from RefSeq and is a predicted model, not a curated record.